UAGAUUUAUUAUAUUUGAGUUAUGCGUUACAUUAUUUAAAAUAAAGAUAUUCGCCCAUUUUUAAUAUUAUUUUCUUAGGAUGAAAAAUAAAACAAUUCAUCGUUAUUACUAUUAAGUUUUAAUUUCGAUGCGCAACUAGCUCCAAAGCAAAUUUGUUAUUAUGUCCAGUCUGGUCAUCAAGUUGGCAAUUGUCGGAGGCAAGAACUCUGGGAAGUCAGCACUUGCCGUUCGAUUUCUUACUCGAAGGUUUAUCGGGGAAUAUGAUUCUAAUUCAGACGUUUGCAUCAAACGAAAUAUACAAUUGGCUGGCAAAUCGGUAGAGCUGCAUAUCAAGGACACAGCGGGUUCUAUUUGGCUCAAAGGCCCUGCUGCUUUGGUUGGAUGGUCUUCAGCCAUAGUUAUUGUUUACUCAGUAACUGAUCCCCGCAGUUUUAGUUUGGCAAAAUAUAUUCUUGAAGAAAUGAAUAUUUGCAAAAAAGUUGAUCAAUCAUUUAUUUUGUUGUUAGGUAACAAAAAAGAUUUAAAUCAUUUAAGAGAAGUAACUUACAGUCAAGGAAAAAAAUUAGCAAAAAAACAUGGAAUUCAUUUUGAAGAAACGUCCGCAGCAAACGAUUUUGAAAGUGUAGACAAUGCUUUUAAAAAGCUUUUGUUUGUAAAAAUACUUGCUUUUUCAAAGAUACCCAUUUCAAUAGAAUCUAACCAACCAAAAGCGUUUACACGCAAGCUUUCGUUAAAUAAUCAUGAACUAUCUCAACGAAAAUUAAAUCGUAUUCGAAGAACUUCGACAGGUUCUUUCGAUUCAGCACAAGAAUCAUUCUCAUCUGUAUCAGAUGAUGAAGGUGCAGAGAUUUAUAAUAGACUCAUUGAGGCCCCAAAAAAGUACGAGGAGGUCACUUGCAAAAUUCAAGUUAGUCCAAAUAUAAAAAACAGAAAAAUAUCUUUACCUCAUUUGUUCGGCAGAACGCAAAAGUUACUAAAGGCUAAAUAAACAUUUUGCACAAACAUAUGUUUUACAUACAUACAUACAUACAUACAUACAUACAUACAUACAUACAUACAUACAUACAUACAUACA
Hydra vulgaris (swiftwater hydra) is the source of this 1075-nucleotide messenger RNA. Its product is annotated as ras-related and estrogen-regulated growth inhibitor-like protein. Gene Ontology annotation, molecular function: GTPase activity; GTP binding. NCBI's taxonomy places the organism in Eukaryota, Metazoa, Cnidaria, Hydrozoa, Anthoathecata, Hydridae. The record is from RefSeq and is a predicted model, not a curated record.